AUGCACUUCACCGCCAAGAUCUCCGUCGCCCUGCUGGCUGCUCUCGCUGCCGGCUCCGAGGCCAACAGCCAUGUGCGUCGCAACCUGCACCACCGUGCCCUGAACCAGCCCGGCUCCGUCUCGGCCGUCACCGUCUUCCCGACUCCCCCGGCUGCUGCUCCCACCGAGACCAGCGCUGCCCCGGAGCAGCCCACCGCGGCUGAGACUCCCAGCGCCCCCGCGGUCGAGACUCCUUCCGCUGCUGAGACCGCCGUCUCUCAGUCGACUUCCGUUGCUGCCGAGACCUCCGUGGCCGGUGAGACGUCCGCCGCCGCUGCUGAGACCUCGUCCUCCGCCAUCCCCCCUCCCCCCCCCGCGGUGCCCACCUCGUCCGCCGUUGCCAUCCCCGGCACUUCCACCGCGGUCAUCUCUUCCGCUUCCUCGAGCUCCGCCAGCUCCUCCCACAUCGUGGUGCCCUACCCUUCGUCCUCGAAGGUCCCCUCCGGCGCUGAUAGCCAGGGCUCUUCCACCAUCACCGCUGCUCCCGUCCCUCUGAGCACCGGUUCCACCGGCUCCAGCGCCAGCGAUAUCUUCUCCGGAUCCGAGGAUGUGACUCUGACCUACACCCUGGGCACUGGCGUCUCCAAGUCCAUCGUCACCACCACCAUCCACAAGACCGCUACCAACUGGAACACCGUCUACGCCAGUGCUAGCAACGCUGGUUCUUCCGGCUCUGGCUCUGGCUCCGACUCCGGCAACGGCUCUGGAAGCGGCUCCGACAAGGUCACCACUCUCUCCUCCACCUCUACUUCGACUGUCACCGUUGUUGCCGUUCCCUCUUCGACCGGUUCUAUCGGCCAAGAGCACAACGUCGACACCGGCAAGAACGGCAAGGGCAGCGGCAAUGGCAGCGGCUCGGACGGACAGUGCAGUGGCCCUGCUACCGUUACCGUUACUGCCCACGACACCGUCACUGUGACUGCCGCCCCUGCUGCUACCAACAAGCCCGGUGAGAACCUCAUCAUCGAUGAGGACACCACUUCCAGCGCUGCGCCCUCGAACACUGGCAACGGUGCCGAUGAUGAGGCUACUGCCACUGGCAUCCCCGCCCCCAGCGGACCUCCCUACGGCAACGGCAGCUUCCCCAUCCACACCCCCAGCAGCAGCGCUAUCCCUACUCCCAGCAGCAGCGCCGUCCCCUCGCCCUCCGGCUUCCUGACGAGCAGCAAGGCGGCCUUCCCCACCGGCUUCCGCCGCCGUCACCUCUAA
Molecule: messenger RNA, 1248 nt
Organism: Aspergillus affinis
Lineage: Eukaryota; Fungi; Ascomycota; Eurotiomycetes; Eurotiales; Aspergillaceae
Exons: 3
Coding region: 1-1248 (415 amino acids)
Source: RefSeq, a predicted model, not a curated record